This is a messenger RNA of Lolium rigidum, 2698 nucleotides long. RefSeq names its product dynamin-related protein 3A-like. The record is from RefSeq and is a predicted model, not a curated record. Gene Ontology annotation, molecular function: microtubule binding; GTP binding; GTPase activity. Gene Ontology annotation, cellular component: microtubule; membrane; cytoplasm. The transcript is spliced from 21 exons. NCBI's taxonomy places the organism in Eukaryota, Viridiplantae, Streptophyta, Magnoliopsida, Poales, Poaceae. The coding region runs from base 35 to 2386 and encodes 783 amino acids.
UCUCGUCUCCCAAAACCCAAGGCUGUCGGCGGCGAUGGCGGACUCGGCUGCGGCCGCUGAGGCGGCGCAACCGGCGACGGUGGGGCAGGCGGUGAUCCCGCUCGUCAAUAGGCUGCAGGACAUCAUGGCGCGGCUAGACGGCGACUCCGCCGCCGGCGUGGAGCUGCCACAGGUGGCGGCCAUCGGCGGGCAGAGCAGCGGCAAGUCGAGCGUGCUGGAGGCGCUCGUCGGCCGCGACUUCCUCCCGAGGGGCCCCGAAAUCUGCACCCGCCGGCCCCUCGUGCUCCAGCUCGUGCGGCACUCGGCCCCCGAGGAGUGGGGCGAGUUCCUCCACGCCCCCGGCCGCCGAUUCCACGAUUUCGAGCACAUCAAGCGCGAGAUCCAGUCGGAAACUGACAAAGAAGCUGGAGGUAACAAAGGGGUUUCCGAGAAACAGAUCCGUCUUAAAAUCUUUUCACCGAAUGUCAUUGACAUCACCUUGGUUGACCUCCCUGGAAUAACUAGGGUUCCAGUUGGAGAUCAGCCUAGUGAUAUUGAGUCAAGAAUAAGAACAAUGAUCAUGCAAUACAUUAAGCAUCCAAGUUGCAUUAUCUUGGCUGUCUCACCCGCAAAUGCAGAUUUAGCUAAUUCUGAUGCGCUUCAACUGGCAAGGCUUGGUGAUCCUGAUGGAUCGAGGACAAUUGGUGUUAUCACCAAGUUGGACAUCAUGGACAGGGGAACUGAUGCUCGUAACUUUUUACUGGGAAAUGUGAUUCCUCUCAAGCUUGGUUAUGUAGGUAUUGUGAAUCGCAGCCAAGAGGACAUCAACUUUAACCGAAGCAUUAAAGAUGCACUUGCCUUUGAGGAGAAGUUUUUCUCGACUCUACCUGCUUAUCACGGUCUUUCACAAUGCUGUGGUGUUCCUCAAUUAGCCAAGAAGUUAAAUAUGAUUCUACUAAAGCACAUUACUGAUAUGCUUCCAGGUUUGAAAUCUCGAAUAAAUGCUCAGUUGGUAGCAGUUGCAAAGGAACAUGCUGCUUAUGGUGAUGCUGCAGAAUCAACGGCUGGCCAGGGAGUUAAACUAUUGAACAUAUUGGGAAAAUAUUGUGAAGCCUUUUCUUCAAUGGUGGAGGGCAAAAAUAAAGUGUCAACAGAUCAGCUUUCUGGUGGAGCAAGAAUUCACUACAUUUUUCAGUCAAUUUUUGUCAAGAGCUUGGAGGAAGUUGACCCUUGCAAGAACAUAAGCGAUGAAGAUAUUCGCACUAGCAUACAGAAUUCUGGCGGUCCAAAGGGUGCUAUGUUUCUGCCAGAGUUGCCUUUUGAGAUUCUUGUCCGAAGGCAGAUAGGCCGUUUGCUUGAUCCAAGUCUUCAGUGCGCUAAGUUUAUCUAUGAUGAGUUAGUCAAAAUCAGCCAUGGUUGCUUAACCAGUGAGCUGCAGAAAUACCCAAUUCUUAAAAGGCGGAUGGGUGAAUCAGUUAGCAAUUUCUUGAGAGAUGGUCUUCGACCUGCAGAAACAAUGAUAACCCAUAUUAUUGAAAUGGAGAUGGAUUACAUAAAUACCUCACAUUCAAGCUUUGUUGGAGGCAGCAAGGUUGUUGAACUUGCUAAGCACGAUGGUCUACCUUUGAGAGGACCAACUUCACUAUCGGCUCAUAAGGAUGGUAUUGCUAUAAGUUCUGAGAUGCAGUUAAAAUCUUCUAUUGAGAACAAUAUACAGCUCAAAUCUGAAAGAGGUCAAAAGUCACGUGCUGUUUUUGCAAGAGAUGCUACCAGAGGAGCAACAGCUGAGCAGGGAUUUCAGCCUGAUACUGAUGCAGAUAUUGACACAGAGUAUGUUUGGGUCCAAGUCAUGGAAAAUCCUAGCCUUGACAGGCGAGGAACAAGUGCAGCAGGUGGAGGCCAGAAGGGUAACUCUCUAGUUGGUGGGAGUUUGUCAAACAUGCCAGGUCCGCGAGUCCUAAAUAGCUUAUACUCUAUGAUUCGGUUAAGAGAGCCACCCAUCACAUUGAAACCAUCAGAAAACAAGACUGACCAGGAUAGAACAGAGAUAGCAAUUGUGAAGCUAUUGGUCAAAUCUUACUAUGACAUUGUCAGAAAGAGUAUUGAGGAUGCAGUUCCAAAAGCUAUAAUGCACUUUCUGGUGAACCACACAAAGCGGGAGCUCCAUAACGUUUUAAUUCGGAAACUAUACAGAGAGAACCUACUUGAUGAAAUGCUGAGGGAAACAGAUGAAGUUCUUAUCAGACGGCAGCGUAUUCAAGAAACGCUCCAAGUUCUCGAACAAGCACAUAGGACGCUCGAAGAGUUUCCCCUUGAAGCUGAAAAGGUCGAGAAGGGCUACAGCCUAUCUGAAUAUACAACUGGCCUCCCAAAACUCGCUGGACUUGGCAACCGCAGCCUCAGCUAGUACAGUUAAAAGAUGCAUCUCAUGUAGAUGAACAUGCGCCUGUGGCAUCUACACAGAUGCCAAUAAAGUGCACCUCUCCACUUUUUUUGAUCCAAUCCUCAAUCAUUUUCGAGCAUUGCGCUAGAGUUUUGACCUGUAAAUCCAAAUUUUGUGCUACAAGCCUACAAGGGUAUGCUUCGUUGCAACUGGAAGCUAUUGCUGGAAUAGCACCUCCGUAACAGCAGCAGUUGUGCCCAUAUAUAGCUGGAGUAGAUCAAUAUGAUCCUGUACUAACUAUUACGUCAUUAGUCAGAUGGCAUCAAUUUCUGUCAA